Messenger RNA from Suillus plorans, 841 nucleotides. RefSeq lists its product as uncharacterized. The transcript has 5 exons. The record is from RefSeq and is a predicted model, not a curated record. Lineage: Eukaryota; Fungi; Basidiomycota; Agaricomycetes; Boletales; Suillaceae. Bases 62 to 841 code for a protein of 259 amino acids.
CCCUCCACGCAUACAGUGUGGACCAUCAUAUCAUAGGCCAUGGCGUGAACGACCCCUGCUGAUGUCAAUUACGCCAAUGACUUCUAUGUCGUUGACUCACGAGCGAUUACAUCAGGGCUCUUGUGCGAGACAGAUGCUCACCGGUCAAGGAGCAACACCGAACGAUCUCAAUCUCAUUACUCCACUGGGUUCUGCAGAGAUUCUCUACGCCAGCCUGGUCGGGGAUUUGCGGUAUGAAAGGUUUGAAGCGUGCGCGCGGCCCAACUAUGCUUUCGCGAAGGAGGUGAAAAGUUUCGCUAGAUUUCGAAAAGGAGAGAUGGUCAUUACAAUCUCGGAGGCGGCAGGAGACAACUUGUUCAAGGUCGUGGUGUCCUCUCCCACAACGGUGGACAUGACAGUGAUGACGCCUGGUGGUCUGGCGAUGUUUUAUCCGGCUUGGACGUUGAGCAAAGUCGCGGUGAUCAACGGCCACAUCCGAGUGGACAACACUGGAGGGCCGCAGGAUAACGUCGGUUGCAUGGCGAAAGACGAGACUGUGACUGACAGGGCAGAAGUUCAUGCACGAGUCGAGUGCAUGGAGAACAACUCCAAGGCUCAGAAUUAUCAAAAUGUCCUGCAAAAUCACAACAUACUGAUCAUCGCCACGAAAAGAAAAAAGAAUCAUAGUCUAGACACACCGGCUGUAAGAAAAGGAAAGACAAACGGGAACAAGGAUGCCGUUCUCAUCACACAGGAGGGCCUGUGGGUUCUCGUCGCCGCAUUCACGAUUGCACCCACUCAGGGAGUGGGUGCAAGCGCAACCAUGGCACAAGCCACCAUACACCCCCCGGCACUGGUGUAG